UGGGAUUUCUACAUUUGAGUCACAUUGAACAAUUAAUAAGGCCUAAAGAUUGGCACCUUGUGUUCUUUCCUACAAAGCCGAUCGAUUCCUGUGGUCUGAGUAGUGUUACGAUAUAUAUCUACCCCACCAUCAACCUCGAGACCCACGACCAUAAUACCAACAAAACAUGGCGGACGCAGUCAAACAAGCCGUCGAGGGUGUCGUAGAGAAUGUCAAGAAAUUAGCCGUAUCGAACGAGGAGAAGCCACAGAAAGAGAAGAAGGAGAAGAAGAAGAAGGGCGGAGAGGCUGCAGAUGGCCGUCCCUUAGAGUUGAAGCCCCAAGCGGCGUUCAUUGACCACCGAAUCCAGAUAUUCGAGAAGCUCAAGGCGAAGUAUGACGAGGAGAUUGCCCAAAAGCCCCGCGAGGAUAUCACGGUCACGCUCGGAGACGGUAAGACUAUCAUCGGAAAGUCAUGGGAGACGAGCCCUGCAGAAAUCGCCAGAAACAUCAGCAAGAGCUUGUUUGAGCGCACGGUUAUUGCGCGCUUGGAUAAGGGAACUGAGAACGAGACCCUUUGGGAUUUGGAACGACCACUGGAGAAGAGCUGCGCGCUAGAACUUCUGCCAUUCGAGGAUCCAGAAGGAAAAAGGGUUUUCUGGCACUCCAGUGCGCAUAUCUUGGGAGAGGCUGCUGAACGUCGUUUUGGCUGCGACCUUUGCAUCGGUCCCCCUAUCGAUGAUGGAUUCUAUUACGAAAUGGCCUUGCCAGAGAAGGCUGCUGUUGAGACCACCGAUCACAAGCCUCUUGAGACCAUUGUCAGCAGCAUUGUCAAGGAGAAGCAAGUGUUCCAACGUCUCAGCCUAUCCAAGGAUGAUCUCUUGGAAAUGUUCAAGUCAAACCCAUACAAACAGCACAUCAUCAAGGACAAGAUCCCUGACGGCACUUUCACCACGGUCUAUCGAAACGGUCCCCUUAUCGAUCUUUGCAGAGGACCCCAUGUUCCCCACACUGGACGCAUAAAACAGUUCAAGGUCAUGAAGAACAGUGCCUCGUAUUUCCUCGGAGACGCCAACAACGACAGUCUUCAACGAAUCUACGGCGUCUCAUUCCCAGACAAGGAUCAAAUGCAGGCGCAUCUUAAGUAUCUCGAGGAGGCCGCCAAGCGUGACCACCGAAAGAUUGGUAAGGAACAAGAGCUCUUCUUCUUCCACGAGUACAGUCCAGGUUCUUGCUUCUUCUUGCCCCAUGGCAUGAUCAUCUACAACACACUUCAAGCCUACCUUCGCCAGCAGUACUGGGUACGCGGAUAUCAGGAGGUCGGAUCACCGAACAUGUACAACUCAGCGCUUUGGAAGACCUCUGGACAUUGGCAACACUACGCAGACGAUAUGUUCACCUUUGAUGUAGAGAAGGAGAAAUGGGCCUUGAAACCAAUGAACUGUCCUGGCCACUGUCUGAUCUUCCGACACCGCGAACGAAGCUACCGUGAGCUUCCCAUCCGUAUGGCCGACUUUGGUAUUCUCCACCGAAAUGAAGCCUCUGGAGCAUUGACAGGACUUACCCGAGUCCGUCGUUUCCAGCAAGACGACACGCACAUCUUCUGUACGGAAGACCAAAUCACUGAAGAGAUCUCUGAGCUAUUCGAUUUCUUGAGGGAGGUCUACGGCAAGUUUGGCUUUACCUUCAAGCUCAAGCUUAGCACGCGUCCGGAAGGCCAUCUUGGAGCCAUUGAGACCUGGAACAAGGCCGAGUCUAAGCUCACAGAAGCUCUUGAUAAGUUCACUGCUGAGGGAGGUGAUAAAUGGGAACUGAACCCUGGUGACGGUGCCUUCUACGGACCCAAGAUUGACAUCACCAUCUCCGAUGCCCUGAAACGUGAGUUCCAGUGCGCAACAAUCCAGCUCGACUUCCAGUUGCCAAUCCAAUUUGAGCUUGAGUACAUGACCUCCGAGGUGGCCACAAAGCCCAAGGAAGAUGCGAAGGCCAAGGAUGAGACUGUCGAGGUCGCCGAUGCCGGCGAGGCCAAGAAGGACGUCAAGAAGGUCAAGGAACCUCAGCCUGGAUACGCCCGUCCUGUUAUGAUCCAUCGUGCUAUUUACGGAUCGUUCGAGCGAUUCAUUGCCAUUCUCACAGAGCACUUCGCGGGUCGCUGGCCUUUCUGGAUCUCCCCUCGCCAAGUCAUGGUCAUUCCAGUCAUGCCUGCAGUCAAUGAUUAUGUGAAGGAGGUUCAGAAGAAACUGAGAGAACAGGGUCUCCAUGCCGACAUUGACAUUAGUGGAAAUACCAUGCAAAAGAAGAUUCGUACCGCUCAGCUACAACUUUACAACUUCAUCUUCGUCGUUGGUGCUGAAGAGAGGGACAGCCAGACUGUCAACAUUCGCAACCGUGACGACCAAGGUACACAGCAGCGAGGCGAGAUCAUUCCUCUUGCCACCGCCAUCCAGCAGUUGACGGCCUUGCGAGACGAGAGGAGAUUGGAGAACAAGAUCUAAGCAUGAUCACAGGUUAGAAUGCUUGUUGGUAUCUUCUUGAAGACGAAAAGAAUCUUCAAGCCGGGAGAUGUUGAAUUUUAGGGUUUAUACGUUUAUUCACCAAUGAGGUCAUGGGAAGGCGCUUCGGUGGAAGGAAUGACAAAAUCAGUGAGUGCCUAGGUAGGUAUCUUACAACCAGUUCCAUUGCUGGAAAUAUAAGGGAAUAAAUUACUUCUACA
This is a messenger RNA of Aaosphaeria arxii CBS 175.79, 2691 nucleotides long. RefSeq names its product threonyl-tRNA synthetase. Gene Ontology annotation, molecular function: ATP binding; threonine-tRNA ligase activity. The coding region runs from base 167 to 2473 and encodes 768 amino acids. NCBI's taxonomy places the organism in Eukaryota, Fungi, Ascomycota, Dothideomycetes, Pleosporales. Gene Ontology annotation, cellular component: cytoplasm. The transcript has 6 exons. Gene Ontology annotation, biological process: threonyl-tRNA aminoacylation. The record is from RefSeq and is a predicted model, not a curated record.